Molecule: messenger RNA, 2560 nt
Organism: Toxotes jaculatrix (banded archerfish)
Lineage: Eukaryota; Metazoa; Chordata; Actinopteri; Toxotidae
Product: DET1- and DDB1-associated protein 1-like
Exons: 5
Coding region: 325-633 (102 amino acids)
Biological process (GO): positive regulation of proteasomal ubiquitin-dependent protein catabolic process
Cellular component (GO): Cul4-RING E3 ubiquitin ligase complex
Source: RefSeq, a predicted model, not a curated record
GCGAACAACAAAAAUGGAGUUGUGAACUAGUAGCAAGUUAGCCACCGAAGGACAUACAAUUUCAGUUUUUUUUUUUUUAAAUUACCCUUACGUGAGUUGAAGUUUAUAACUGAGUGAAGUAACGCGAUGCGACCAUAUCGAAGUCAUACGUAGUGUGUAUUUUGCAGCAGUCGAAAGAAGCUGCCGAACGGGUAAACAAACCGGUAUCUCUACGACAAAGACAAGAAGGUUUAGCGGCUAGCCAGCUAAAAGAGAAGCGUCUGCUCGUUUUCAUUCUCGCUGUGUGGAGCUGGUUAACAAGCGAAGAACGUGACUCGGGCAGAAAUGGAGAAGGGAGAUUUCCUGAAGGGACUGCCUGUCUACAACAAAAAUAACUUCAGCAGGUUCCAUGCAGACUCUGUAUGUAAAGCAUCAAACCGGCGACCAUCUGUGUAUCUUCCUACCCGAGAAUAUCCAUCAGAGCAGAUCAUAGUCACAGAGAAGACAAACAUCUUGUUGCGAUAUCUUCAUCAACAGUGGGACAAAAAGAAUGCAGCAAAAAAGCGAGAGCAGGAACAUGGAGAGGGGGAGAACACAGCGCCUCCAAGAAAAAUUGCCAGAACAGACAGCCGAGAGCUAAAUGAGGAUUCAUAAAGCAAAGUGCUGUCAGUGCACGCCCAGCAGAGACUGACCUACACAAACAAAAUGCAAACAGAGAUUCAGGAUAUAUGUUUGCAAACCCAGGCCUUGGCACUGAAGCACACAAGGAUCGACACAUUUCAGACCACAGUCAUCAUGACGUUGAUUUAAAUAGAAGACAGAUUUCCUUAACCAAAAGCUUUUUUCUUCCGAUUAUUAUUAUCCGAUUAUUUACUGAUUUCACUCACUAUUUUCAUUACUUCCAAGAACCUAUGCCUCAGAUUUUAGUCUUUGCAGUUUUAAAAAUAACAUACAUCUACCUCCUUAUUCCUGAGCCCCUUUGGUUUUCAUUCACUUAUGCUCACAGAGUUUUCUUUUAAAUAUGCAGGGAGUUAAGUCGUUGUUCCUCUGCUGCCAUUUAAGGGUUUACAGUUGUAGUUAUUCAUACCAUCUCUGAGAUAUGCAUGAUUUAUUUAAAGUCUGUAAAUGUGAAGUUACAUGUCAUCUUUGCUUUGGCUCCUACUUCAUUAGGAUAUUUUUUAUUUUGAAUUAUGUUAUGGCAGUGGUCCUUAAAAAUAUUAUUUUAGCUCAUCCUUUAUGUGAUUACUGUCAUUGGAGUAACUGAAAAUAAAAAUACAUUGUGUUACUUGCGUAAAUUGAUGAUCCAUUCAGGGUUUUGUCACGGACUGUGUCGUGGAGAAAGACGAGUGCUGAAAGAAAUGUUCUUAUGUUUUCUCCUGAUGAUUAAUGAUUUAUUGCCUUAAGUGGAAGUGAGUGUGUUUUCACUAUCUCUUAGAGUGCCCCCUUGGUUUACAUUGUUGUUUCAGGAAGAAAUGAACCACCGCUGAGUUGAGUGGAUAUUAGCAUGUCUUUUCAAUAAGGACACAUUAAAGCCAAUAUAGUCAUGCUAGAGGAUGCAAACUCUUUUUGUACAAUGUGACCUGCAGGUUUUGUAGCCAUAUUCUAAGUUUGAUGCUCAAUACUAUGAGAUCAUGACUUUAUGAGCAGUGCUUGUAUCUUUGUUAUUGCAUGAUUAGCACAGUAUUUUAUGAAAUAUGUGAUGACUAAAGGUAUGUAUAAAAUUACACUUCAGCUGUACUAAUGUGUUGGCUACUUGUAAAAACUGCUGUUGGUUAUAAAUGUGCCAUUCACAUUUGCUCAAAUUGGUCAAUCAUUUGAGUUAUUUUGAGGGAAUGUAUGUUUGGCUUUACAAGUUUUUGACAGCAGGGCUGAGUAAACUGUCUUUCUUUUCUGUACGAGAAAUUGCCGAAGUUCAUCAUAAUGCUCCACAAUUCUUGUGUAUUUGCACAGUGUGUAUAUAUUGUGAAUGUUCUGACUUCUUUUUUUCAGGUAACAGGACAACUACUCAUUGUUUAUCUUCCCUAAGUCAGCUGUAUUUUUUUUUCACUUCGUUUAGCCAAAUUGUUUUACAGCAGAAGGAUACAAGCCAAGAGUUUGGUUAGAACAAAAAAAAAACUUUUUACUUCAUUUGUUUUGCACCUUUAGAAAAAAAUUACGUGCACUGCAAAUUUAUAAAGAGCGAUCUGCUGCAAAUAGUGUUUGACACAUUUUCAGUGACAAAGGCAAAAGUUGCAGUCACAAUACAUGUUCUUACCGAUUGCUUUUCAAAGGUUUACAGAGUAUAUGUUCAGUUUUACCGCUUAUGUAAGUCAAACCAAGCAUAAUACACACUGUAAGUUCCUCAAGUAUGACUUUAAACUAUAGAGAGACGUGCAGUGUUUUGUUUUCCCCGACUCUUCAUAGAAGAGUGUGCUAACUCUAUUUUUGUGAUAUAGUUUGUAUCACGUCACCUGAUUAAGUUUGGAAUGCGUUUAUUGUUAAAUGCUUUGAGUUUAUUGUAUAAAUGUACUGUUGUCAAUUUCUUGUUUUUGUAUAGACUACACUGAAAUACAGUAAAGGCUAUAACUCACAGUAAACAGCA